Molecule: messenger RNA, 444 nt
Organism: Fraxinus pennsylvanica
Lineage: Eukaryota; Viridiplantae; Streptophyta; Magnoliopsida; Lamiales; Oleaceae
Source: the annotation of a GenBank genome assembly
AUGCGCCGGUACCAGAGUCGGCAUGGGCGAAGGAGACUCUUCCGUGAACGCAGGCGUCUCGACCCGUUCUUCGCAACGCUACUCUGCCUCCUCUCUCUUCGACUCAGCGACCCAUUGGUGACAGCGUCGUUCACGGCAGGGCGAAGAUACUUGAAUCCAGAACCUCGAACAUCACUGGCUGAGGUGGAUCAGCAGAUGGCUCCACAAUUUGAAAAUCUCAACAAAUCUUUGAUUGAAUUGCUGGAGACUCUUGCUGCAAAAAUACAUGGCAUGAUCUGUGAAUUCUUUUGCGUAAUAGUUAGUUCAGAGAAAGGUACUUCCAAGAACAAAGAAACGGACGAUCCGGUUCACGAAAAAGCUGUGCUCGAAAACCUGAUGGAUUUGUUGUUAACGAAGAAGAUGUGCUCGAUUAACUUUCUCUUUCCCAAAUUGCCAAAAACCUGA